CGAGAGCAGCUCAAAGAGCAGGAGUAUGCCAAGACAAUCACCAGAGCAGUAAUGUCUUCAACCCACGUCACGUUCGGGGCGGGACUUACCGUCAGCAAGAUCUCCACCGGCUUCGAGACAUGCAGCAUCCUCAUAAAGAGCCUACCCCCGGAGGCCACAGAGAAAACAGUGGAAACCAUGCUCUGCGAGCGUGGCUUGGAUCCACGCCACUUCCAGGUCCUCUGGGUCCGUUCAGACGAGGUUGGGCGACACCAAAGCGCUCGAGUGAUUUGCUCCAAGAUGGCCGGUGCGAUGGAAGCUGUGAAAUGCUUCAAUAUAGUGAAGGCAGAGCUCAGUACUGUCAAGACCUCGCGUCCGGAGAUGAACCCAUCAGCUCAAGACUGCGAGGUCUUGACAUUGUCCUGGCCAGAACCGAAUGCUGGAGCAUUAGUAUAUUACACCACCGAGGAGGAAGCCAGAAGGAAAGUCGGUGAGCUGAAUGGAACCCUGUGCCGUGGGAGGAAGGUCUGCGUUGCGAACGCAGCCGACCAACGAGUUGCCGGGAGGACGCUGAAGAACUUUGUACCUUCCGCAGUCACGAUAAACGGAUUACCGGUGGACAUCACGGUGGAGGCCAUACAAGCAUUCGCCGGAGGCUUCAGCGUGCGGAUGUUGAAAGGCAGAGGAUAUUCAUUGGACCAUACGCACGAGUUCUUGCACAGCACCAUGGAAAGGCUCGGAGGCCUCCAGCAAUACAGCAUCGUGAAGACUGGGGGACCAGAUGGGACAGUGCAAGUGAAAGCAAGAUUUCAGGCACGAGCUCAAGCCAAAGAGGCUUAUGACCAUUUUACUCGAGAUCCAAAACCGCAAUGUAUAGGGGGUGCCAAAUUGCGGGCCUCUUUACCAAUCCAAUAUUCUUACUCGCUGUACAUACCACGCCAGCAGUAUGUCGCCCAGCAAAGCCUUCUCGACGGACUUGCCACCGAGUAUACGAACACCGCAGCGGCGAAACUAGCUAUCCACCAUCAUGCUCCCGACAAGCCCGUCCGAUUAUCGAUUAUGGGUGACGAGCCCAAAGCUACCGGCACUCUGAAGGUGCGGCUCGAACGAAUCUCCGAGGGGAAUCGAUGCGACUUGUGGGACGCGACCUUUGCUUCACCAAAAGGGUUUGCGUCAUUGUUAGCCCAACUGAAGGACAUUCCCGUCUACGUCCGCCCGGAUAACCGUCUUCGGAUCUUGAGGAUAUUCGGGACUCCGGUAGCCACGGCAGCAGCUCGUACCAAGAUCGAAGCAGAGGUCCACCGUCUAGCCUCCCUGGACUACACCGUCCACCUAAAGAAACAUUCCGUGGGAUUCUUCGUUCGUGAGGGUUUAGCAUCGCUGAAGGAGUUGGUUGGCGAGAACAAUGUCAAGCUGAACGUCACAGCUUCACCAGCAACCAUUGUCAUACGCGGUGGCGACGAUGCACGUCAUGCUCUGCGCAGGCUGAUAAAUCAGUCUCUUGGGAACGGACAACCCGAGAGUUCCUCUCAGCAGCAGUGUCCCAUUUGCUUCGACGCAGUCUCAAAUCCUUUCGCGUUAGCAUGUGGCCACGCAUACUGCUCCGGGUGUCUGCGACACUUCCUGUCCACAGCAGGGGGUAUCAAACAGUUCCCUCUACAGUGCUUGGGGGACGAAGGUCAAUGCAAAGAAAUGAUUUCCAUCCCGACAGUGGAACAGUUCUUGCGUCCGGCCGAACUUGACACCCUUCUCGAAGCAGUCUUCCAAACGUACUUGGACCAGCAUCCCGACGAGUUCAGAUACUGUACUACUCCAGAUUGCUCGCAGAUAUACCGCCUAGCCACGUCGGGGACCCAGCCAAUGGCCCUCCAAUGCCCGUCGUGCUUGACAUCCGUGUGCACUGCCGGGCACGAGGACCAUCCAGGACAAACUUGCGAGGAAUGGAAGCUGCAUCGUGAUCCAGCAGAGCAAGAAAGGCUGUUGAAUGCAUGGGCUGAAACACAAGGCGCUAAGUCGUGCCCAUCGUGCAAGACAAUCAUCGAGAAGAACGGAGGGUGCAACCACAUUUACUGCCGCUGCGGCGUUCACAUAUGCUGGAAAUGCAUGGGUACUUUUCCUGACGGUGAAAUAUACACUCACCUGAAUGCCGUGCACGGCGGCCACACUGACUUCGUCUAA
Molecule: messenger RNA, 2157 nt
Organism: Gloeophyllum trabeum ATCC 11539
Lineage: Eukaryota; Fungi; Basidiomycota; Agaricomycetes; Gloeophyllales; Gloeophyllaceae
Exons: 1
Biological process (GO): proteasome-mediated ubiquitin-dependent protein catabolic process; protein linear polyubiquitination
Cellular component (GO): ubiquitin ligase complex
Molecular function (GO): ubiquitin binding; zinc ion binding; ubiquitin-protein transferase activity
Source: RefSeq, a predicted model, not a curated record